AAUAAUCUUAACAGGCUUUGCUAGUUCUUUACUUGAAUUUCACAAAGAAUUUUCAGUUUUUCAACUUCAAAUACUCGAUCAAAAUUAGUCCUUUUGCCAAGAAGAGAAAAUGGCUUUGGUUGGAGAGGCUUUGCUGUCCGGUUCUAUCCAGGUGAUGUGCGAAAAAAUUGCUUCGGGAGAGUUCGUGGACUUCUUCCGAGCAAGAAGACUCAACCAUUCACUCAUGGACAAACUGAAGGUGACAUUGAAUACACUUCAAGCAGUGCUCAACGACGCAGAGGAGAAGCAAAUUGUCAACCCUGCAGUCGGGGUGUGGCUUAACGAUCUCAAAGAUGCUGUGUUCGAUGCGGAGGACCUGGUGGAUGAGAUCGAUACUGAAGCUCUGCGUCACAAGGUGGAAGAUCAGACUAAGAAAACCCAGGUGUUGAACUUCCUCUCUACCUCUCGUAAUCCUUUUAAUUAUAAAGGCAUGAAUGGUAGGAUAGAGGAGUUAUUUCAGAGGUUAGAACACCUUGCAGAACAGCGAAAUCGCCUUGGUCUUAGAGAAGGUAUUGGGCACAUGGUUUCACAAAGAACUCCCACAACUUCUGUAGUUGAAGAAGGAUUUUGUCCCUAUGGUAGGGAUAAGGAUAAAGAAAGUUUAAAAACACUACUGCUGCUAUCUGACAAUGAAAGUAGCAGUAAUUUCUCUGUAGUGCCAAUAGUCGGGAUGGGCGGGGUUGGUAAGACAACCCUUGCUCAACUCCUUUACAAUGAUGAACAAGUUAAGGAGCAUUUUGACGUUCAUGCUUGGGUUUGUGUUUCCGAACAGUACGAUGCUUUGAGGGUGAUUAAGACCCUUAUUGAGCAAAUCACUGAGAAAUCUUGCGAUAUCUUAGAUAUGCAUUCCCUUGAAAUUCAACCAAGGGAACAAGCAAGGGAUAUCUCAGAUAUGCAUUCCCUUGAAAUUCUACUAAGGGAACAACUAAGGAGGGAACAAGUGAGGGAUGUCUCCGAUAUGAAUUCCCUUGAAAUUCGACUAAGGGAGCAAGUAAGGGGAAAGACAUUUUUAUUUGUCCUAGAUGACCUUUGGAAUGAGAGCUAUGAUGAGUGGGAUCGUCUACGAACUCUUUUCACUUAUGGGGCGAAGGGAAGUAAGGUCAUUGUAACAACAAGGAGUAGACAUGUUGCAUCCAUCGUGCACAAUACUAUUCCAAUAUAUGACUUGGAAAAAUUGUCGGACGAUGAUUGCUGGUUGUUAUUGGCAAAACAUGCAUUUAGAAAUGAAAACUCCAUUGCACAUCCUAAAUUGGAAGAAGUUGGUAAGAAAAUUGCACUCAAGUGCAACGGUUUGCCUUUAGCUUCAAAAACACUAGGGGGUCUCUUAGGUUGCAACCUAGACUACAAGAAAUGGAAUCACAUAUUGGAUAGCAAUCUUUGGGAUCUACCACAUGCUAAUAGUGUUCUUCCUUCUCUAAGGUUGAGUUACCAUUAUCUUCCAACUAACUUGAAACGAUGCUUUGCUUAUUGCUCAAUUUUUCCAAAGGGCUAUGAAAUGGAAAAGGAAAAUGUAAUUCUACUAUGGGUGGCAGAAGGUUUAAUUCCACAAUCAAAGAGUGGGAAUACACUAGAGGAGGUUGGUGAAAGAUACAUUGACGAACUGUUAUCGCGAUCACUGUUUCAAAGACCAAGAUUGGAUCAACCAAGAUUCACUAUGCAUGAUCUCAUUAAUGACUUGGCUAUGUUUGUGUCUGGAGAGUUUUGUUUUAGGUUGGAUGUUGAACAUUCACAUGAAGCUCGUAAAAGAGUUCGCCACUUCUCGUAUGUGAGAGGGAAAUUUGAUACAUCUUCAAAAUUUCAGCCAUUAAAUGGAGUGAAGUAUUUGCACACAUUCUUUCCAAUGUCUUUAACACCAUAUGACACAAGGGAUGACAAAGUAUAUGUAAGCAAUAAGGUUCAAGAUGAUUUUCUGCCAACACAAAAAUAUUUACGGGUAAUAUCAUUGUCAAGAUAUCGAAAUAUCACUCACUUACCUGAUUCCAUUGGUAAUCACAUACACUUGCGCUACAUUGAUCUCUCUUAUACGGCAAUUAAAAGGUUACCCGAUACAGUGUGUACCCUCUACAAUUUACAAACUCUGUUGUUGUUAGGUUGUUCUUCCCUUGCUAAAUUGCCUGCAGACAUGAGUAAAUUGAUUCAUUUGCGUCAUCUUGAUAUUGGUGGAACUCGCAUAAAAAAGAUGCCUGUGCAUAUGCGUAGAUUAAAAAGUUUGAGAACAUUGACAACUUUUGUGUUGGGGAAAUCUACUGGGUCAAGCAUUGCAGAGCUGAGGGAGUUGUCGCACAUUCGAGGAAAAAUUUGUAUCUUGAAUCUUCAAAAUGUAGUCGGUGCUAUUGAUGUCUUGCUGAAGGAUAAGAAAGAUCUUAAUGAGGUAGAGUUGGCAUGGGGUGAUGAGGUUUCCGAUGAUUCGGUAAAAGAGAGAUAUGUGCUCGAAAGACUUCAACCUUCGGUAAAUUUGGUGAAGCUAACCAUCAAGUGUUAUGGCGGAUUCAGUUUCCCAAAUUGGGUGGGAGACUCGUCAUUCUCCAACUUACAAGUGAUGCGUCUCAGUGACUUUGGUAAUUGCAGUUCAUUGCCACCAGUUGGUCAGCUACCUGCUCUGAAAGAGCUCUACGUAGAAAGGAUGAAAGUGGUUACGAGUGUUGGUGUUGAGUUGUACGGGGGAAAUCAACCAUUUCAAUGUUUAGAGAAGCUAGAGUUUUCAAGUAUGCCAGAGUGGGAGGAAUGGCUGCCUAGUCCAAGUGGAGGUGAAAGUCCAGACUUUCCUCGUCUUAAGGAGCUGAGGUUACGCCAAUGUCCGAAGCUGAGAGGAAACUUGCCCACUCAUCUUCCUUCCUUGGAGAUACUUAGGGUCUAUCAAUGUGAGGUACUACAUUUGCCGACGGAGACGCUGCCGUGGCUUCAGGUGCUUGGUACUAAUUUUAAUGGCGGGACAGAGUGGUUGCCGCAAAUGGUGCACAACAGCAAUCGUCUUCAAAGUUUGGUUCUUUAUAAUUGUUCCUCACGCUUGUCGUUCCCAACAAAUGGUCUACCCACCACGCUGACGUCACUCCGAAUUGAAUUCUGCGAGAAAUUAGAAUUCCUAUCACGUGAGAUGAUGGCCAAAUUGACUUCCCUUCGGUCUUUGCAUCUAAAAGAGAGCUGUGAUUCUCUGAGGUCCUUCCCUUUGGGCCUUUUCCCCAAACUUUCAUCUCUUGAAAUAUGGGGUUGUCGGAAUUUGGAAUCUCUUUCAGUUGGAGGAGGAGCAGAUGAAAAUCUCAGCCAUCUCAACUCCCUGAUUAUUUGGGCAUGUCCCAAUCUUGUCUCUUUUCCCGACGGGGGAUUGCCCACUCCCAACCUCACUUCCUUUCAAGUCUUCGACUGCGAGAAUUUGAAGUUGUUGCCGGACCGCAUGCACACCCUCACCGCACUUCAACGUUUGGAGAUAGGAUUUCUUCCAAAUGUGGUGUCAUUUGCACAAGGGGGUUUGCCUCCCAACCUACAAUCAUUUGGGAUCCAAUUAUGUGAGAGACUGAGGCCUUCAGUGGAAUGGGGAUUGCAUGGGCUUGCCUCUCUUCAAGGAUUUCAGAUCUUCGUAGGAACCAAGGAUCUGCUGGAGACGUUGCUCAAUGAACAGCUUCUCCCUGCCACUCUUCACACUCUCCAAAUCUCUUCUGUAUGCAGUCUGAAAUCUUUGGACGGAAGGGGACUUGAGCACCUCACUUCUCUUCAACACCUACAAAUUGGAGGGUCCGAGAGUAUCAAAUUCCUGCCAAAAGAGGGUUUGCCGGCAUCUCUUUCUUAUCUGGGCAACUUGUAUAGUCCAGAGGGUGCGCCGGCAUCUCUUUCUUAUCUGAAGAAGAGGAGGUAUCUGAAGAAGAGGUAUGAGAACGUAGCUCGCAUUCCUUGCAUAGAGAUAGAUGGAAAAGUCAACAUCUUUUGAGCUUUCAUUUCACUCUCUCAAACUCUCAACUCUCAAGACAAAAGCCAGGAUGAGUGGCGAGGGGAGUGAAUUAUUCCGGUUAAAGUCUUGAAGAGAGCAUGGCUUAUUGGCACUGCUUGCUAUAAUGCUAGUGUUGCUAGCCUAGGUGGCUGGCUGCUUCGCCUACAGAUUUCAGUAUGGCAACUCUGGAAUUGUAAAGAUAGGAUUAUCUUUACACCACUCUCUUUUGUCACCCUUGAGCACUGCAGACAAGCUGAGCAUCUUGUUAAGCUGAGGUAUGAAAAAGGAAAGCAGUUGAGUUGGCAUCCUAUUGAAAUGGAUUCGAUCAUUUGAGAGAAAACGUGCUUUUCACAGUUCAAUUCAGAAUGAAACGGUAGAAAGCAUGUGAAGGUAAAGCUCUACGUUCCUUUCCUACAUUUUCAUCAAAACUCUGCAUCCCCAUACUCUCCUAAAGAAAAAUACAUAUCGCAUACUUUAAAUGUAAUUGUGCCUAUUGUUGCCAUCUAUGAACAUCUUAUCUCCUGGAAGUGAUCCAAAGGAACUGAGAGGUUAUAGCAUUCUUCUCGCCAUUGUGGAUUUCAUGAGCAAUUGAUAGAAUAUUCAAAGUUGCAUCUGGACUCGGAGGUUUGUUUUUUCUAUAUAUUAGCGUGUGGUGUCAUGUGACUCGCACAGCAAGUUAACAGAGGAAGAAAAAAGUUAUCUGAACAUUGCAGAUUCGCUCACUUUAUAUGUAGGCGAUCAUUUGAUUCGUUAACCGCUCUAGAGGAAAAUGCCGUGGAGAAAUAGACGAUGAUACGCCUUAACCCAAGUUUGAUGGGGAAAGUUGGAGCAGCGGGCACUCAAAUUUACAAGCCUUCUUGCCACACACUUUGUUGCUGCCUGUGCCCUCGCGGGGGCUCAUUUUUCUCUAUCACAUACGUUUUAGGCCGGAACACUAGUCUGAUACUGUGGAACAACUUGUGGUGGAUAUUUAUGUUUCUCCUGCAUGUGAAGAGGCAGGUGCACUGGAGAUAUGUUUCUCUCUACUAACACAACAGUUGAAGAGUGCCUCAUGGCUGUGCUUGCUUGAAGGCCAGUACGUACAUUACGUUACUAGAUUGCAUUUAUAUUGAGGAGGAUUUCACCGGUGGAACAUUGCAGAACAGCUGUAAAUUCCAGCAAACAGUGUAAACCUGUAAAGAUAGGAUUAUCAAAUGGUGCUUUGGUUUUCUGGACUGUCAAGUUUGAAAUCUUUGAACAGAAAUGGACUUUCAAUACCUCCCACUCUUGCAAUUCUUGCCCGGACAGGGACCUGCAGACCUCAGCUCUCGUCAACAGCUAUACAAAUAUUGAAUGACAGUAUUGUCAAAUAUAAUAGGAACCGGUCUUCAACACCUCCCACUCUCGCAAAUCCUGCAGGGACAAGGACCUCAGCUAUAUAAAGGUUGAUUGUAUGUGGGACUUCGUCGGUCCAGAGAGAAAACUAUUGAACUGUAAAGAUAGGAUUAUCAAAGGGAAAACAAUGUUAGCUUAUAUCAACUACUCAGCUGCAUAUACAUAUGUUUCCUUGCAAACACAAUGGUUGGAGAGAGCAUGGCUUAUUGGCAGCGCUUGCCAGAAUGCCAGUGUUACUAGACAUGGUGGCUGGCUGCUGCACCUACAGAUGUCAGUAUGGCAACUCUGGAAUUGUAAAGAUAGGAUUAUCUACAGCCAACGAUUUGAACAUGCAUCGAUUAGUUGUCCUUGAAUGGUGCAUGCAUAUAAUUCUCCUUUAAUCGGAGAGGUUACCCCUGGAGUGAUGUUUUUUCUAAUGCUUUUAUAGUUUGAAUAUGAGAGGCAUGGCUUUUCAUCUUCUCUUGAUGUCACUCUCAUCUUUGAAUGGGUGCCAAUAUGAUUUUGUACAGAGAUAGUGGUUGAACAGCGCGCUUGAUCAUUGUAGCACCGUCGUCACGCUUGCAUUUGUUGGUAUUCCAGUAAAUGAUAUUACUAGAAUAAGUGGUUGGCUGGUGUGCUACGGAUUUCACAAGAAUGAUAAUUCUAACGUUGAGCACUGCAGACGAGCUGAGUACCUUGUUAAGCUGAGGUAUGAAGGUCAAGCAGUUGAGUUGCAUCCUAUUGAAAUGGAUUGGAGAGAAAACAUGCUUUUCACAGUUCGAUUUAGAAUGAAACGGUAGAAGCGUGUGAAGCUUUUCUCCUGGAAGUGAUCCAAAGGAACUGAGAUGUUACAGCAUUCUUCUCACCAUUGUGGAUUUCAUGAGCAAUCAAGAGAGUAUUCAAAGUUGCAUCUGGACUCAGAGAUUGGCUCACUAUAUAUGCAGGCGAUCGUUUGAUUCGUUAACCAAUGUAGAGGAAGUCUGGAAGAUGCCGUGGAGAAAUAGUGGAUGAUACGCCUUAACCCAAGUUUGAUGGGGAAAGUUGGAGCAGCGGGCUCUCAAUUUAGAAACGUUCUUGCCAAAUGCACACUUUGUUGCUGCCUGUGCAGCCAAGUUCGCGCGUGGGAGUUCAUUUUCCUCUACCAUGUACUUUGAGGCCAGAGCACUACAUCGUUGGCUGCCCAUGGUGGCUGAUUUGGAAGCUGCUGCUGUGGAAGUGGGGAGUAAUUCCACUGUGUCUAUGGCAGGGUAGUAGCAAAAGGAGGAGGAUUAUUCUGCGUUUGCCGUUUGGUACAAUAUUAUGCGAGACGAGAGGCCAAAAAGGUUGCAGAGACUUGCACGAUUUGGAAAGUUGCUGUAUUUUGAAGACUCCCCCGAACAUUAUUUUGGAUGUUUUAAUUAACAGAAGCUAGAUAGUCAUAACCUGUAAUUUGUUGGUGCCUUUUUUCCUUCAACUGGGAUGAAAUUCCCGAUAAAAUUUUGAUGAGGUUAUGGUAUUCUUUAACCCAAUAGGAUCCCUCCAGAUCCUUUUGAUGAGGAUCAUAGGAAUUCGUGAAUCGUACUCAUUCAUCGUAUAUCGUGUGAUUAUUGGUACAAGAUCAAUGCAUCAAUAUGUAAGAUUUAAUCAUUAUAUGUGCCAACAGUUAUAUUUCAUUCAACAAAAUUUAUUUACAGAAGCA
Messenger RNA from Malus domestica (apple), 6992 nucleotides. Lineage: Eukaryota; Viridiplantae; Streptophyta; Magnoliopsida; Rosales; Rosaceae. The record is from RefSeq and is a predicted model, not a curated record.